AAUUGUAGGUGAUGAUGAUGGAGGAAAGCUCUUUACCCCCGAGGAGUAUGAAGAGUACAAAAGAAAAGUAUUACCAAUUCGGUUACAGAACAGGUUGUACGUGAGCUGGAGAUCACCAACAGGCAUGGACUGUAAGCUUGUGGGACCAGAGACGCUGUGCUUUUGUACGCACCGGUAUAAACAACACAAAACAGACUAUGAAGUGAUUCCCAAAGACCGUCCUAUUUGUGUGCCUUGUAGAGCGAGCCGUUGUCCCUGCCAGUCCUAUCACUACGUCCCUCUGAAUGGCACGCAGCCCGUCCGUUGUAGGUGCAAACACUUUGCUGAUGAGCACAGCGCAGCGCCUGGAUUUGCAUGUAACUCUUGUUCCAAGUGUUCGGGCUUUCAUAGUUGCUUUACCUGUGCAUGUGGCCACCCAACAUACGCUCAUGAAACAGUCGUGGAAACUAAACAAGAGCGCUUAGCCCAAGGAAAGCCUGUGGGGCAGGACGUUCCUUACGCUGCUAUGGGAGGACUGACUGGUUUUAGUUCACUUGCAGAAGGUUACAUGAGACUCGAUGACAGUGGACUAGGGGCUCCUUCUGCUGAGCUUUUAGGAUGCCCCACUACCAGCAUGGAUCAUCCAUUUCUAAAACCAUUUCAGGGACCUUCUAGUUCUGCUCAACCCAUCUCACAGAUAGCAGAUGCUGUAUUAGUAGGAUAUUCUAGUGCCACAAGGCAAGUUUCUCAUGGAGAGCGUUCAGAAGAUGAUGACAUGGCUUACUUUGAAAAACGUUAUCAAGAACGGCUGAAAAAGGAGAAGGCUGCUCAACGGAAAGAGAGAAGUCCAGUGCCAUCAAAGAAGCCAUGA
Leptosomus discolor (cuckoo roller) is the source of this 850-nucleotide messenger RNA. Lineage: Eukaryota; Metazoa; Chordata; Aves; Leptosomiformes; Leptosomidae. The record is from RefSeq and is a predicted model, not a curated record.